Molecule: messenger RNA, 282 nt
Organism: Haemonchus placei
Lineage: Eukaryota; Metazoa; Nematoda; Chromadorea; Rhabditida; Trichostrongylidae
Source: the annotation of a GenBank genome assembly
AUGACCACCCUCCCUCGCCAUCGUUUGCGACGUGAUUAUGCGGAUCAGCAGAUUUUUGUGGCGUUAAUCACAUCCGCGAGGGUAGCACCGCAUCAUCGGCUCUGUGUCGGAUCGGAAACGCCAAAACCAUAUUUCAAGUGCUGUGUCGACCGUGUCAAGAGCUAUUACCGAGGUGAUUUCUUAAACGACCAUUUGCUGGUAGUCAACUGGGUGCAUGCACAAGAUUCGCUCUGCCUUUGGUUUGUGGAUUCUGGUAAACCUGCUUAUUCCGGUGCAUCUUAA